UCUCUGGUAACUUAAACUAAGUAACAUCGAUAUUGAUAUGGCAAUAUAAAAUGGAUCUGAAUAAGAUGGCAUCUGAUAAAAAAGUUUUCUCUGAUCAGACCCUUAAUUCGUUAGGAUUUCAGCCCCUUCUCUUAAGCUCGAAAUUUGCUAGCAAUUUUGUGGGGUCCAUUUUCAUCUCUACACUUAUCCAAAUUGCUCAUGGAGAGUCAAAGCAACUAAAAAGAAUAAACUAAAUAAAAAGACAAAGCCACUACCGCAGAACUAAAUAAAAGGAAAAUGUUCGCCUUCAAUCUCCUCAACUCCCCUCGCACCAUUAAAACCCCUUCUUCUUCUCCUUCUUCUUUACCUCCUCCUCAAACCUACUUCGUCUCCUGCGCUCUCUCCUCUCCCUCUCCCUCUCCCCCAUCCUCGCGAGAAGAAGCCAUUUCCCAAGCCAGAACCUCCCUCUCCACCACCCUCCAAAAGCCCCUCAACAACCCCCUCCCCUCCCUCCCCACGCGCAAGCUCAAGAAGCAGAAGCAGCCCAGGUUCCGCGUCGAGAUCCCGCUCCUCGACGACUCCCCAACCUCUCUCGCCCAGCUCGCCGGCGAGCUCUUCUCCGACGUGCUCAUCAUCAAAAAGGGCUCAAAACCACCAUGCAUCCUCAUCCUCUGGCCCUCCCCUGCUCUUCUACAAUGCGCCCACCAGGUGUUCGACGCAAUGCCCAGCUCCGUUGUCAACUCGGACGUGGCCUCUGUUAUCCCGGAGCAACUCGGCUCCGCGGAUUUCGUAGUGUUCUCGGCGCCGGAGCGAGCCCAGUUGGAGGAGAUUAGGGCCAUCACCAAUGCUUUGUACCCAAAACCCGCGAUUUUGUUCAACCCAAAAUGGGCUUUUGAGGAGGAGAAGGACUUUGGUGGGGGACUGGGGAGCUUCGUUGGGUCCUUUGAUGUGGUGUAUUCCUUCAUGGGCUUGGAGGUGAGGGGGAUCCUGAGCAAGAGGAAAGGCGUGGUUUUGAGGUUUGUGAAGGAUGGGGUGUUGAGUGGGGAAGGUUGGGUGGUGAUGGUGGAGGAGGAAGGGGAGCAGAAGAAGAAGGGGGAGAUGAGGGUGGUUUCAAGGUUUAAGAAGCGGCCGUCGAUCGGCGAGGUCGAGAGCGUUCUCUAUAACCUCAUGGCGGCGAAUUCGCCCGUGACGAAGUCGGUGAAGUUCCUCAGAGACUUAGCUUCCAAUGUCGUCACCGGAAAGAAGCCGAAGCAGGGAACAACGAUCGUGGAGCAGAGUGUGAUGGAUACUGCCAUGACGUGUUACACGAGUCUGCUAGCCGAGGAGACAAGACGAGGUCGUCAAGAUGUGCUGUGAUGGAGUGGGUGGUCGUGUCUUUCUCCUUUUUGGGAAUAGAAGUAGGCGCCGAUGCUGCUUUGUUUUCAGGCGUUGGACGCAGAUAUGAGAUAUAGGGGUAGUAGUAGCUGCAUUUGUCCCAUUCUCUGUUGUAAUAGUAGCAUGCUGUGUCGCCCAUGGUGAGUCCAGAAUACGUAUAGAGGGUAGACGGAUAGCUGGUAUAGUGAGGAAAGUUGAUAGGGGGGUAGCUGGAGAAGCGAGAAAGGUAAAGUUAGAAAGAUAAAUUAGACAUUUAUGUAGGAUUUGUCACAGUAAGAAACUUUGUAAUGUAAGCAGAGAUCGACCCAACUGGCCUUUCUAUAAUGAAUGGGGCAGUGUUUGGUUGCAUCUAGAAGAACUCGAAAGUAGUUUUUAGCCUGAAAAGUAGUUUUCCGCAUAUUUGAUUGCAUGUAUUUUAGGAAAAACCAUCUUCAAUAGUUUUAUGCAACCCAGCAUACUCACCGUAGGAUGCAGAUCGUGAUUCAGGUGGGUGCGCUUUUUCGUCGUCAUCUAAUUAACAUCAACAUAACAAACAUAAUAGUAAUAUAGCAUGAUUACUCUAGCAGUUAUUCUGUAUCAUCUUGAAGUGGAACGUAGAACUCUUACGUAAGUUGAACGAAAUCUGGAGCUGCGUCUUAUCGUAAAGAGUAAACAUGAUAAGCAUUGCGAUUUAUCGACGCGCAAUAUGAAUCAUAUAAUCAUAUGAUAAACAAUGAAAGUGCAUGAAACAAAAGUAAAAGUUACCUCACGGGGGGAUACAAAUUGGAGCCCUCCAUGGUGUGGGGGGUGUUCUCCUGCAUCGUAGGGUUCAUCAGUGUUAACAAUAGACACAAAAGAAAUUGGAGCAAUAGAGUAAAACCCUUAAUUAAUGUGUGUGUGUGUAUAUAUAUAAUGUAAUAUGGAUGAGAGAAAAGGGAGCGGGGUUUGUUACAAAAUGAGAUUUUUUUGGAUUUGUUCAGUGGGAGUUAUUUCAAACAAAAUUUGUUGGAUCACUUUGAAGGGAUUAUUUUGCCUUUUGAAAAUGUUUUGUUUUGAUUCAUUUAAUUUGAUUCGUUUUUGUAAUAUUUAGUAAUCAUUGGCUACA
Messenger RNA from Ananas comosus (pineapple), 2437 nucleotides. RefSeq lists its product as uncharacterized. The transcript is spliced from 2 exons. Gene Ontology annotation, cellular component: chloroplast. Bases 277 to 1335 code for a protein of 352 amino acids. NCBI's taxonomy places the organism in Eukaryota, Viridiplantae, Streptophyta, Magnoliopsida, Poales, Bromeliaceae. The record is from RefSeq and is a predicted model, not a curated record.